UCUUAUCGUACCAAAUAUAAAGAGUCUCUUCCGACUUAAUCAGAUAUUUUGAAUUAGAACCAAAUUUUAUUAGAGUUUUUGAGUUCGAACUCAGUUUUAAGUUCGGUUAACCAGAACUCCUGAGUUCGAACGAAGUAGUGUAGUGUGUUAUAUGAAAUUUUAUUUUUAUAUGAUAGAUGUAAUGACAUAUAUUGACAUGUCAUUUUCCGUUUCUUUCAGAUCCCAUGUGAGUCUCUCUUGAAGGACGAGACCCUCCAACCAUAAGCCAGACAAGUUCAUUGUUCACACACUCUCUCACUUCAAUUCUAUAGUUAUAUUCUUGCUCAUGGUUUUUUAGCACUACCACAAAGUGGUUUUCACUCAGAGAAUUUUUCAUGCUUUCUCUUUUCAAUGGUGUUUUUGAAAAAUGUUGCAAUUAUCUUUGAAUGCAAUGAUGAGACAAAUCCACAAGGAGGUGCCUAAUCUCAAGUGGGGUUAAAGGCUAAAGCUAAAGUUCCAAGCUUAUGAUUUGCAAGUGUUGCUUUCAAGAGAGAAAAAAGGAGCUUUUUUUGGUUGGUCCCUGGUGUUUUUGAGAAGCUUUUGCAAUUUGCUCACAAGGUGUUUGUUAUUAUGUCUGAGAAGUGUUGGUUUACAUUGAAAUUGAAUUUUAGUCAAAGGGAAUAUCCAGAUUUGCUUGCUUGAGUUCAAAAUCUUUGCUUAGAGGGUUUGGAUUAAGUCAAUUCUCAAGUUAGAUGUUAAUCAUUUUGGCCAAUGAACAUCAUUGGAGGUUAAGAAAGUUGUGCUUUAACUCUAAUUCUCACCGAAAGGGCGAUCGACCUAGUAAUCUGGAGUUUGGCCGAGAAGUAUGUAAUGUCUGUCUGACCAAAGAUUGUUUCGGUUAGAUUCGAGUUUUGAUUUUUUAAGUUUGAUUUGAGAACAAAGAUGAAAUCUUUGAGUAGUGUAGGACUUGGUCUUAGUAUUGUUUUUGGUUGUCUUUUAUUGGCUUUAGUAGCUGAAGUUUACUACUUGUUAUGGUGGAAGAAAAAGAUAAUCCAUAGAGAGAUUGAAAAUGACUAUGGAAAUGGAAACCCUUUGAAAGAGAUUUUCUACAUGUUUUGUUGGAAAAGACCAUCAUCAAGUUCUAUGAGACACACAGGUUUUACUCCACCAGAGCUUUGUUCUUCAAUGAGAACUAAUGGCAAUUUUGUCCAUGACCCUCAAGUACAAACUAGCAAAGAGUUUCUAUUCAAGCCCUACGGCGAAGAUUCCGUCGAAGCAGAGUACAUGAUGCAACAUCAUCUUCACGGCGACAGCGUUUUAGGUCAUCCGCGAAUUCUGUUCACGAUAGUUGAAGAAUCGAAAGAGGAUUUGGAAUCGGAAGAUAGUAAAUCUAGAUGUGAAAACAAAAAUGGAAAGGAUUCAAGAAGCUUAGGGGAUUUGUUAGAUGUGGAAACACCAUAUUUGACACCUAUUUCAUCUCCACAUUUUUUCACUCCUACUUUCACUCCUAACAUCAAUAUUAGUCCCUAUAAUCAACACGGAUUCAACCCUCUUUUCGAAUCAACAACCGAUGCAGAGUUCAAUAGAUUAAAGUCAUCACCUCCUCCGAAAUUCAAGUUCUUACAAGAAGCAGAAGAGAAGCUUAGAAGAAAAUUGCAAGAUAACAACAACGACGACGACAAGGGUUUUAACGGAAACGAAGUUGAUGACUCUCUCAUUACAAUCGUUGUUGACAAGAGUUACGAAAGAGAGGUUAAUCAUAAUCAUCAAUCUCAUCUACAGCAGCACCAUUCAAGUACAUCACAGGUACUUCCCUUAGCCUCUUGACACAUUCAUCUCUCAACCGAAAUUGAUUCUCCUACAGCCGUUGCACAGUGCUGUAGUCGUAGAGACGGAUAGAUUUAGCGAGGGAAAAUUCCAGCUAACCCUCGAAGUUCUGUCGAUUAAAAGAGUCUGUUUAAUUUUUUUUUUUCUUCCUUAGUUAAUCUUCCUAAUUACAUUCUGAACAAUUCCACUUUUUUUAUAAGUUUGGAAUUUGUUUCUGAAUGCAGCUAUAGUUAAAUCUGUCAAAUGAUGUACUCAAAUGUUUCAAAAAAAAAAUGGGACAAUGAAUGUUUAUUAAAACUUCCAUGCUUACCAAUAUUUUUGCUUCUUAUUACUAGUGUAUCUGACAUGACAGUGUCAUAAAUGAUAAAAAAUUUAGUGAUGAGAAAGAUGGUCCUACUCUUGUAUGCAUAUGUCUGAAGGACAUUGAAGGGUAUUUAUUGUUUCAUUUUCUUCUUUUUACAUGGCUGUGAAUGAGACAUAGUUUGAAUCAACUUUGUCUAAUGUCAUGUUUUGUUUCAAAAAUGUAAUUCAAUCGCAUCAAAAUUGAACAGUCUGGAUUCACAAUAAUGUGAACACUAGCAUGGAGAGAUAUCUUGAAUCAACAAGU
Messenger RNA from Vicia villosa (hairy vetch), 2413 nucleotides. RefSeq lists its product as uncharacterized. The record is from RefSeq and is a predicted model, not a curated record. NCBI's taxonomy places the organism in Eukaryota, Viridiplantae, Streptophyta, Magnoliopsida, Fabales, Fabaceae. The coding region runs from base 922 to 1806 and encodes 294 amino acids. The transcript has 2 exons.